AUUAAUCGGACCUAUUUUUCGCAGAGUCAAAAUUCACGAUCAGGCGCAAUCAAAACCCGGCGAUUUCUCUUUCUAUCACUCCCAAUCGAUUCAGAAAAUGGUUUUAGGUGGAGCAGCUCCCCCGAGAGGAAGUGCUGCAGCUACUGCGAGCAUGCGUAGGAGAAGGACGACGAGCAGCGGGGCUUCUGGCGGAGCAGCUGGGACGAUGCUCCAGUUUUACACAGAUGACGCCCCUGGACUCAAGAUCUCGCCCAAUGUUGUUCUCAUUAUGAGCAUUGGUUUCAUUGCCUUUGUUGCCAUUCUUCAUGUCAUGGGCAAGCUGUACUUUGUUCGCAGAGAAUCCUAGAGAGAGAGAAUGGUGUUUUACUGACACAACUGAGAACUUAGGUUUCUGUUUGCCAUUUUGGUUGAAGAAAGAAAAACGAGUUACAAUAGAUAUUUGCUUUGUACCUUUAUUUUUCCCCUUUAGUAUGUGAAAGGUUGAAACGUUGAUGCCUUUUGCUUCAGUUUAUCAAAGUCGAACUUUUACAAUCCAACACUCGAGAAGCACAAAAAUUGAGUAUUUCUUGCUUUCUACAUCAGAAUAAUGCCGUUGAAUGAAUUUCUUGUAUUUAUUUGUAGCAACUAAAUAGAAAGAAUGUUUGGUUUGCUGUAAA
Morus notabilis is the source of this 656-nucleotide messenger RNA. Its product is annotated as protein transport protein Sec61 subunit beta. The record is from RefSeq and is a predicted model, not a curated record. Gene Ontology annotation, cellular component: endoplasmic reticulum membrane; Sec61 translocon complex. The transcript is spliced from 2 exons. Lineage: Eukaryota; Viridiplantae; Streptophyta; Magnoliopsida; Rosales; Moraceae. Bases 98 to 346 code for a protein of 82 amino acids. Gene Ontology annotation, biological process: intracellular protein transport.